Molecule: messenger RNA, 5204 nt
Organism: Dendroctonus ponderosae (mountain pine beetle)
Lineage: Eukaryota; Metazoa; Arthropoda; Insecta; Coleoptera; Curculionidae
Product: bifunctional glutamate/proline--tRNA ligase
Exons: 24
Coding region: 135-5171 (1678 amino acids)
Biological process (GO): glutamyl-tRNA aminoacylation; prolyl-tRNA aminoacylation; translation
Cellular component (GO): cytoplasm; aminoacyl-tRNA synthetase multienzyme complex
Molecular function (GO): glutamate-tRNA ligase activity; ATP binding; proline-tRNA ligase activity
Source: RefSeq, a predicted model, not a curated record
UUUCGUCUGUUGGUUGGCAGUUUUCCACAUAACCUAGAUUGUUAUAAAUAGUUUUCUUAUUUAGUUCGACGUGAGCUCUUGUGCGUGUGCCGGCGUUCUGUUAAGCAAUUUUUACUAGAAAGCCACUGUUCCCAAUGAGGAUUGGGUUAAACACCAACAGCCCCUUUUUAGGGGGCCUACUCGUAUCAAACUACGUUAAAUCCACGGCCAACACCCCAGUGGAAAUCACUUGGGGUGCUGACACUUUUGUCGAAAACUUCGUGUGCAGAACAAGCAACGAUGUGGCCAGGGCUGUGGCGAAAUUGGCGCAGCCCCAGCUGUAUGGAAGCAGUGCUUUGGAGACUACCGAAGUUGACCACUGGCUGACCUUUGCAAUCGGGCCUUUGGAUUCCAAGUACGAAGUUUUCAAUGCCAUCCAGGUGCUGGAUAAGUGCUUGAGCCAUGUCACUUAUCUGGCCAAUAAACGCCUCAGCAUUGCUGACUUUAUUGUUUUUGCCACUUUAUAUGCCAAUGCUCAAUUCCAAGACUUGGCAUCGAAGAAAGCCAUUCCCAUUCAUGUGCAGCGAUGGUACAACUUUAUCCAGUCGCAAAGCUCGGUCGCAUUCACUUUAAACGGCCUUAGCGAUGAGCAAAAAGCCGCCCUCAGUCGCAAUUUGAAGAGCAGCAAAGCUUCGGCUGAACAAUCCCCCUCAGAAUUAACCUCGACUGGGCGAACACGCGAGGGCAAAUUCAUCGAACUGCCUGGAGCUAAAAUGGGUGAAGUUGUCGUGCGAUUUCCCCCAGAAGCUUCCGGGUAUUUACACAUAGGCCAUGCAAAAGCCGCUUUACUUAACCAGUACUAUCAGGAGACGUUCAAAGGCAAACUAAUCAUGCGCUUUGAUGACACCAAUCCUGCCAAGGAGAAUCCGCAUUUUGAAAAAGUGAUAUUAGAAGACGUUGCCAUGCUCCAGAUCAAACCGGAUCUUUUCACCCAUACUUCCCAGUACUUUGACCUGAUGUUGCAAUACUGCGAGAAAAUGAUCAAGGAGGGCAAAGCCUAUGUUGAUGAUACUGAGCCGGAACUGAUGAAGCAGGAGCGCGAGCAGAAGGUUGAGUCGGCCAAUCGGAACAAAUCUGUUGAGCAGAACCUGAAAAUCUGGGAAGAAAUGAAGAAAGGAUCCGAAGUGGGCCAGAAAUAUUGCGUGAGGGCGAAAAUCGACAUGCAAUCGGCCAAUGGAUGCAUGAGGGACCCAACAAUUUAUCGCUGCAAGAAUGAGGAACAUCCCAGGACGGGAACCACCUACAAAGUUUACCCCACGUAUGACUUUGCCUGCCCCAUUGUGGAUGCAAUCGAAGGCGUAACGCACACUCUUAGAACUAUGGAGUAUCAUGAUCGAGAUGCGCAGUUCUACUGGUUUAUUGAAGCCCUGGGGCUGCGCAAGCCUUACAUUUGGGAAUAUAGUCGCUUGUCCAUGACCAACACCGUUCUGAGUAAGCGAAAGCUCACCUGGUUUGUCGAACAGGGCCUGGUCGAUGGCUGGGACGAUCCUCGCAUGCCUACAGUACGGGGAGUGCUCAGAAGAGGCAUGACCGUGGAAGGUCUGAAGGAGUUUAUCAUCGCUCAGGGAUCGAGCAGAUCGGUGGUGUUCAUGGAAUGGGACAAAAUUUGGGCGUUUAACAAGAAAAUCAUCGAUCCAGUUGCUCCACGUUACACGGCGGUGGAUGCAGCUGAUCCGGUUCCCGUUUUGGUGAACGGGGCCAAAGAGGAACUGGUAACGGUGCCCAAACAUCCGAAAAACGCUCAAAUAGGCAACAAGGAAGUUUGGAUUGGACCGAAGGUUCUUAUCGAUCGAGAGGAUGCUGAAAGUUUGAGGCAAGGAGAAAAUGCCACCUUCAUUAACUGGGGCAAUUUGCUGAUCAAGAAGAUUAAUAGAGACGGCGACAACAAAGUGAGUUCAAUUGAAGCUGACCUGAAUCUGGACAAUAAAGACUACAAAAAGACUGCGAAAUUAACUUGGCUGGCUGACACUGCAAAGGCCAAACUUUCGCAAACCUUUUGUGUAUACUUCGAUCAUAUCAUCAGCAAGCCGUUGCUCGGCAAGGACGAGGACUUCAAGCAAUUUGUUGACCACGAAACGAGGAAAGAAGUGGAGGUUCUGGGCGAUCCUGAGCUGCGCAAGCUGAACAAGGGCGACAUCAUCCAGUUGCAGCGCAAGGGCUUCUUUAAGGUCGACAGAGCUUAUGAGUCGGCCACCCUAUUCAGCUGCCGUGAGCAGCCAGUUGUACUGUUUUACGUGCCUGAUGGCAGCUCCAAAGAAUCAUCGAUUGCAGGGGCAACGCCCAAAUCCAAAACGAAGUCACCUAGUGCAGCUCCUUUGGCAGAGCUGAAUGAGAAGAUAACCAAGCAGGGCGAUAUUGUGCGCGCCCUUAAGGCUCAAAAGGCCAACAAGGCUGAAAUUGAUACGACUGUCAAGGCACUUCUUGCGCUCAAGGCUGACUUUAAGAAGAUAACUGGCGCCGAUUGGAAUCCAGUCAGUGUGGCAGCUGCCAGCUCACAACCUUCUGAGGAACAAUUAGGCGCUAAAGUACAAGCUCAAGCUGACAAGGUGAGGAAAGUGAAAAGUGAGAAGGCAGAUAAAGCUGUUGUAGACGCCGAAGUGAAACUGCUCUUGGCUCUUAAAGCCGAGUUUAAACAAGCGACGGGCAAAGAUUGGGUUGCUGGGACUUUAGCAGCCACUCCUGUUGCUGCCGGCUCUGAAUCGAGUGCCAUCCUGCAGAAAAUAGCUGAGCAGGGUGAUAAAGUGCGCGAGCUUAAAGACAAUAAAGCCGAGAAAUCUGCGACGGAUGCUGCUGUAAAGGCUUUGUUGGAUCUUAAGGGCGAGUAUAAAGCAGCAACUGGAGAAAGCUGGAAGCCAGGGCUUGUGGGCUCUGCCCCUGUAAAAACCGAACCACAAACUCCAUCUGGAGGCAAAUUGAAUGGCAGUUCUUUACUGGAACAAAUCGCCAGUCAAGGCGAUAAAGUGCGAGAACUUAAAGUGAAAAAGGCCGAAAAAGCCGAAGUCGACGCAGCAGUAAAGGUGUUGUUGGCUCUCAAGGCCGAUUACAAGGACGCUACGGGAGAAACUUGGAAGCCGGGAAAGCCUGUGCCCUCUGUAAACAGUGAACCAACAACUCCAACUGACAAGAAGUUGAACGGAAAUUCUUUACUGGAACAAAUCGCCAGUCAGGGUGACAAAGUGCGCCAGUUAAAGUCUGCCAAAGCAGACAAAGCUGCAGUGGAUGCAGAGGUUAAGCAGCUCUUAAAGUUGAAAGAGGAGUUCAAAGCGGUAACAAAUACAGAGUGGAAGCCCGGUAUGAAACCUUCAGUUUCUGCUGAUUCUCCGGCCGGUGCAAGUGGAGAUGCUUCCAAAGAUGUUCUGGUAGUGAAGGUCAAUGAGCAAGGGAACGUCGUCAGAGACCUAAAGGCCAAAAAGGCCGGCAAGGAGGAAAUCGACGCUGCAGUCAAAACUCUACUGGAGCUGAAAGCCCAGUACAAGUCGGUAACUGGAGAAGAUUUUCCGGCGCCUGGUAAAGCUCCAACUAAGCCGAAGGAGAAUAAGCCCAAGGAGAAAGUUGCCAAGCAAAAGCCAGCACAAAAAGAAAAAUCGCCAGUUGAUGCAACUCAAGGCGGUCCUAAGAAGCAAACUAGAUUGGGUUUGGAGGUGCGUAAGGAAGAUUCGCUUUCCGAUUGGUACUCCCAAGUCAUUACUAAGGGGGAAAUGAUCGAGUAUUACGACGUAUCGGGUUGCUAUAUAUUCCGGCCGUGGUCUUAUGCCAUCUGGGAGGCGAUCAAAGACUGGUUCGACGCGGAAAUAAAAAAGCUGGACGUCCAAAACUGCUACUUUCCGAUCUUUGUUUCGAAAAGCGUUCUGGAGAAGGAAAAAACCCAUAUUGCGGACUUUGCUCCAGAGGUAGCCUGGGUGACUAAAUCCGGCGACUCCGACUUGGCAGAGCCGAUUGCAGUGCGCCCAACCUCCGAAACGGUCAUGUAUCCUGCCUAUGCCAAGUGGAUACAGUCUUAUCGCGAUCUUCCCAUUAAGCUCAACCAGUGGAACAACGUUGUGAGGUGGGAAUUCAAACAUCCGCAACCAUUCCUACGCACCAGGGAGUUCUUGUGGCAGGAGGGCCAUUCGGCAUACGCUCUCAAAGAAGAGGCUGAUGUGGAGGUGAAAACCAUUUUGGAUUUAUACGGACAAAUCUACGAGGAUCUGCUGGCUAUACCAGUCAUCAAAGGCAGGAAGACCGAGAAGGAGAAGUUUGCAGGCGGCGACUAUACGCUUACAGUUGAGGCGUUCGUAUCCGCCAGUGGACGGGGCAUUCAAGGCGCCACUUCUCAUCAUUUAGGCCAAAACUUCUCCAAGAUGUUCGACAUUGUGUAUGAAGAUCCGGAAACGCAGGAGAAACAGUUUGUGUUUCAGAACUCCUGGGGAAUCACCACUAGGACUAUUGGUGUGAUGAUAAUGGUUCAUGCAGAUAACAAAGGGCUGGUUUUACCGCCAAAAGUUGCAAGCGUGCAAGUUGUGAUUGUGCCCUGCGGAAUAACGGCCAGUUUGUCCGAGGAUGGCAAGAAAAAGUUGCAGGAAUACUGCGACAGUGUGGAAAGUGACUUGAAAGAGGCCGGAGUCAAAGUUAGGGGCGACUACAGGCAAAACUAUUCGCCAGGAUGGAAGUUUAACCAUUGGGAAUUGAAGGGAGUUCCAAUCAGGAUGGAAAUCGGUCCAGUGGAUGUGGAAAAGAACCAAUUUGUAGCAGUGCGAAGAGACACUGGAGAGAAAAUAAUCGAAAAGCGAUCAGCUGCUACUGGUUACGUGAAGCAACUGCUGAAGGACAUCCAGAGCAACUUGUUCAAUAAAGCACUAGCUGAUCUGUCAGCUAACCAAGUGACCCUGACUGACUGGGCACAGUUUGCUGGAACUUUGGACCAGAAAAAAAUUAUUUUAGCCCCAUUUUGCGGCGAGAGCGAUUGCGAAGAUAAGAUCAAAACAGAUAGUACCAGGGAUGAAGAUGCGGAGCCCGGCGCUCCCUCUAUGGGCGCCAAGUCGUUAUGUAUUCCUCUGGAUCAGCCGGCCCCGAUCUCGUCCUCAGAUCGAUGCAUUCAUCCAGAUUGCAAAAACUCGCCCAAGUUUUAUACUUUGUUCGGACGCAGUUAUUAGGGAAGUUUGAUUAAUAAAAUCUACUGAUGAAAG